AUGGAGCAGCAGCAAGAGGGCGAGAAGGAGAGCGGGGUGGAGGUCGUUAAGCGGAAACAGCCUACCUCGUCCGAAAACCAAAACGAUUCUGUGGCAGGAGCUGAAGGUAGCCACAGCAAAAGACCCAAGCACGUAGAUGAUGAGCAAGACGAGAGUCGCAGGGGAGCACACGCAACGGGGGCCGUGGUGAGACGCUGUCCCUACCUCGACACGGUGAACCGUGCCCUGCUGGACUUCGAUUUCGAAAAAGUGUGUAGAAGGGGCCGAGGAUCGCACGCCUACUACCACAGCUUGCAAGCGGACCACCACGUGUUCAUUAAUCUCCUCAACGAAAAGGUUUACUGCCUGCCCGAUGGCUACGAGGUGCAGGAUCCCUCGCUGGACGACAUCAAGGUAAUCGCCCUGGCCCAACAUGCUGGCACCUUUGCCGCGUCCGAUCCGAUGGAUCUCGCAAUGGGCGACGACGCUAACAACUCGUUGGGUUUUUUCGUGCUGCAUCCUCGCUACACGCGCGAACUUGUGACGAAGCUGGACAGCAUCGCCCUCCCGUCCCAUGCGCUGGAUGGUUCGGUCUACUAUCCGGGUGUGGUGGGCCUCAACAACAUCAAGAACAACGACUACAUCAACGCCGUCGUUCAUUCCCUCGCUCAUGUUCGCCCUCUUCGUGAUUUUUUCCUCCUCGAGGAGAACUACCGCGAUGUACGCACCUCUCCACCCCCCCCCCCGGAGGCCUCCGUGAGACGGUUGUCGAGCCUCCCAGAGUGUCGCUGCAACGUUGUGGGUAAC
This is a messenger RNA of Acanthamoeba castellanii str. Neff, 786 nucleotides long. RefSeq names its product ubiquitin specific protease 39 and snrnp assembly factor, putative. Lineage: Eukaryota; Discosea; Longamoebia; Acanthamoebidae. The record is from RefSeq and is a predicted model, not a curated record. The annotation marks the transcript as partial. The transcript has 4 exons. Gene Ontology annotation, molecular function: zinc ion binding.